UGCUGUUGCUUUUGUUGGAUUAUGUAUCUCUUACUUCUUUAACCAUUAUCACUGAGGGAUAUGUCUACAGGACAGAGCAAAUCCGUUUGAAAAAAAAAAAGAAAAGUCCAUCAAAUGUGUAAAGACGGGACACGUUUUGGAGAUGCAUUAAAAAGAUGUGACAAUGAUGUUAACAACAUGCCCGGUUGGUUCCAUAAACUCUUGAUGAAGGCAGUGUCCUCCCAGCAGAGCGUGCCACCACAACAUGAAGUGUGUGAAAUGACAAAAAAUACAACAACCUCUAUCAGCAGUGUAUCAGCAGCAUCUUCAUUUAUAUCCUCCUCCUCCUCAUCAUUGCAUCUGCUGAAGACUCCCACAACGUCGAGUAAACCACCAGAGCCACAGUCUGCCCUAACGUCACCGGUGAGAUGGACCCGAAAAUAUGACGUGUGCGUGUGCCAUAGCUCUGUGGACAGUGACAUUGAGAAGGCUGCACACCUGGUCUCUUUCUUGGAGGCUUCACCCAACAGCCUUAGAUGCUUUUUAUGGCAGCGGGACGCCAGUCCAGGAGGUGCCAUUCCCUCAGAAUUGUGCCAGGCUGUGCAGAACAGCCACUUUAGGGUUCUGCUCAUCACACCUGACUUCCUGCAGGAUGGGUGGUGCAGGUACAUGAUACACCAGGCUCUAGCCGAGAGGCCUAUGUCACAUCAGAUGAUCCCCCUGGUCCAGAACCUGUCCCACACUCAGUAUCCCAUGGAACUCAAGUUCUUCCACUACAUUGACCUGAACAAGAACCCAGAAGCCUAUACACUGGUUGGCAAAACUGUCCUGAACUACCUGGAAAACAUUGCAAAAAAUGAGAAGACACUUGAUUGCAACAUAGACAGCUCUAGCAACAGAUUCAGUGAAGCAGACAGUUCACAAGAAAAUAAACAGAAGUUGACAUGUGACCCCUCUGGGACUUCAGUUUCACUUGGGAUGAUAGAGACGACAAAUGAAGGACUCACGGAUGUUUGUUGGGAUCAACAUGAGCAGUAGUAAAAAAAAAAAUAUAUGGCGCCAGCCUCUUAAUGGAAAAACACUGCAACUUUUAACUGAACUGACGUGACCACAAACUGAAUAUUCUUGCUUGUGGCACUACAUGCAGAAAUGGCUGUGUGGCAGGGGUUUUAUUCACUGAGCAGGAAACAUGGGGCUCUAGGCAGCACUGGGGCUUAUUUCCUGUAUCAAUCUAGGGAACUAUGGCUGACCUAGAUACACAGCAUUGUAACAUCAUCUCCAUUCAUGGUUUUAUAAUGUGGAUUGAAAAUUAAUGUGUGUUUAUGUCCUAGGCUUGUAACAAUGCAGAAUCCAAGUUUAAAAUCAGUAAAACCAUGACAAAAUAAAUUAUAAAUGUCCGUUCUUUCUUUUAACUGAAUGAGAGAUCGUACUACAGUAGCAUGAGAGAUACUGCAAAUCAGAUGAGUACCACUAGGUGGUGCAUGUUUCCUAUACUAUCUGCUUGGUAGUGCCAGUGAGCAGUUGCUCAUGGAAAGCUUGGCCAGUCAGGCAUCAGCACCCAGUGAAUAUUCACACUUUUGCCUUUUUGCCAGUUAAAGCCCAACCUCCCAUGUCUGUUUCCAAGGGUCUCUCAUGUUGCGACAUCUUACCUGCCCUUUUCCGUCCUGUUUUCUUUCACUGUAUGACCCACUAGAAAACUAAUAAAAUGUUUGAGGUA
Molecule: messenger RNA, 1696 nt
Organism: Myripristis murdjan (pinecone soldierfish)
Lineage: Eukaryota; Metazoa; Chordata; Actinopteri; Holocentriformes; Holocentridae
Gene: tirap
Product: toll-interleukin 1 receptor (TIR) domain containing adaptor protein
Exons: 3
Coding region: 115-1017 (300 amino acids)
Biological process (GO): positive regulation of tumor necrosis factor production; positive regulation of canonical NF-kappaB signal transduction; toll-like receptor 4 signaling pathway
Cellular component (GO): cytoplasm; plasma membrane
Molecular function (GO): Toll-like receptor 2 binding; Toll-like receptor 4 binding
Source: RefSeq, a predicted model, not a curated record